AUGAGAGUCUCUUUGCUCGCAACUGCCUUGGCAACUGCCUCUGUUGCCGUUGCCUCCUUGCCCGGCGGCGGCGACUUGAACCCGCCAACCAUUGACGUCUCUCGCGUUGUCACAACAAUUGGCAAUACUCCGUCCACAAACUCGGUCGCGCCAAUUGCUACUCCCUCGUCAUCUACCAGCUCUACUUCUGCUCCUCACACCGUAUCAACGCAUGUUGCCCCUUCCACAGACGUCAGCAGCACGCCGUCGUCGCACCAGGCCCCCAACGCCACCAGCUCCAAACCCGCCGACCAGACAGGCGGCGCUAUUCUCCCGCACAUGCAGGGUUCUAUGGUUGGCCUGCUUGGCUUUUGCAUCAUGAGUCUCAUCAUGCUGUAA
This is a messenger RNA of [Torrubiella] hemipterigena, 378 nucleotides long. The record is from the annotation of a GenBank genome assembly. Lineage: Eukaryota; Fungi; Ascomycota; Sordariomycetes; Hypocreales; Clavicipitaceae.